CAGACACACACAAAACGCUGUACCCCUCUCCUUCUCCUCACGCUCUCUCCCAUCCCAUCUGCCCCGUACCACCCCCUCCCUCGGCAAGUGAGUGUCCCGGGCGUAGCCACCUAGUCUCGCCAGAAGCGCAGCGCCCACUGCCCAAAGGAAUCCACGCGUACAGGAGCGACCUCCGCGACUGCAGCCGGACCGAUAGUCCCAGCACCGGGGAUCUCCAGCACCCCACCCCCGCCCCUCUCGGCCACGACAGAGCCUCGACCCCUUCCAAACCCGAGGAGCCCCGCCACCUCUAUGAGAGAAGGCGACGCAGGGCAAAGGAGCAGGACGCCUGGCAGCCGGACUCCCCCGCAAGUGCGCGGCGCCCGCUCCGCGUCCGCGCCACGAUCACCCGGGAAGCCCGAUGCCAGCGCGGCGCGUCGGCUGAGAGGGGACAAGGCGGGUUUCUCCCGCUCGCCCCGGAUCCGGUCUCUGCAGCGGCUGUGCGUCCCAGCCGGGGCUCCGCCGGCCCGGGAGUGAGUCGCAACCGCGGGAGGACCAGAGCGGCGGCCCGGGGUUGGCCCGGGCAAGGAAAGGAGGGACGGAGCUAGCUAGGGGAGGGCGCAGGGGGCGGGGAGGGGACCCCGGAGGAGAGAGAUGACAAUGUCUCUCAUCCAAGCGUGCCGCAGUCUGGCUCUCUCAACAUGGCUGCUUUCCUUUUGUUUCGUGCAUCUGCUCUGCCUGGACUUCACCGUGGCGGAGAAGGAGGAAUGGUACACCGCCUUCGUAAACAUCACCUAUAUGGAGCCCGAGCCCGGGGCCGCGGUGGCAGGCGACGGCGGCGCCGAGCUGCACACGGAGAAGAGCGAGUGCGGGCGAUACGGCGAGCACUCGCCCAAGCAGGACGCGCGCGGCGAGGUGGUCAUGGCCAGUUCGGCCCACGACCGCUUGGCUUGCGACCCCAACACCAAGUUCGCCGCGCCGGCCCACGGCAAGCACUGGAUAGCCCUCAUCCCCAAGGGCAACUGCACCUACAGAGAUAAGAUCCGGAACGCGUUCCUGCAGAACGCCUCCGCUGUGGUCAUCUUCAACGUGGGCUCCAACACCAACGAGACCAUCACAAUGCCCCACGCAGGUGUGGAAGACAUCGUGGCUAUAAUGAUUCCUGAGCCCAAAGGGAAGGAGAUAGUGAGCCUGCUGGAAAGGAACGUCACCGUGACCAUGUACAUCACCAUCGGCACCCGGAACUUGCAAAAAUACGUGAGCCGCACGUCGGUUGUCUUUGUCUCCAUCUCCUUCAUUGUCCUGAUGAUCAUUUCUCUGGCGUGGCUGGUCUUUUAUUAUAUCCAGAGGUUUCGGUAUGCGAGUGCCAGGGACAGGAACCAGCGCCGACUGGGAGACGCAGCGAAGAAAGCUAUCGGCAAGCUCCAGGUCAGGACCAUCAGGAAGGGUGACAAGGAGACGGAGUCCGAUUUUGACAACUGUGCAGUCUGCAUAGAAGGGUACAAGCCCAGCGAUGUGGUCAGGAUCCUGCCCUGCCGGCAUCUUUUCCACAAGUCCUGUGUUGACCCCUGGCUUCUAGACCAUCGCACCUGCCCCAUGUGCAAGAUGAACAUUCUUAAGGCCCUAGGGAUCCCGCCCAAUGCUGACUGCAUGGAUGACUUGCCCAUUGAUUUCGAGGGCUCUCUAGGAGGCCCACCAACCAAUCAAAUCACAGGAGCCAGUGACACCACCGUCAAUGAAAGCUCAGUCACUCUGGACCCUGCUGUUCGGAGAGUGGGGGCCCUGCAGGUGGUCCAGGACCCAGAGCCUGCUCCUCAGGAGGGAGAAGCCAUCUUUACAACUAACAGUGAUCAAGAGCCAGCAGUGAGCAGUGAUUCUGACAUCUCCUUAAUCAUGGCACUGGAGGUGGGCCUGUCUGACGUAGAACUUUCCACUGACCAAGACUGCGAGGAGGUGAAAUCUUGAGAUGGUAGAAACGGACAAAAGAAGACAUAGGAACCAGGGGGACAGGAAGGAAGUACGCUCCGAAGACUGAACUGGAUACACAGCCUUCAGAUCACCAUGGCAACCCCAGGGCACUCUGUUCAAGGGCAGGAAUGAAAGCAAUAGCCAAAGUCUCCCGAGUCAGGACGUGGGUUCCCAUCUCUGCAACAGCCUGUGGCCUCGAUGUGGAAGUUGAAAGCCGGAUGCCUUGGUGUCUGUGCAGACGCGGCAGACGCGGCAGAUUGGAGGGAGACCGUCGCGGUAUCAUCACUCCAGCCCCUCCCUCUUCUUGCUCCUGUUUGGAAAAGAUGGUUCCAUUCCCUUGGCAAUUUCUUUUUAAAGUUGAUGUGUAGUUUACAUCAGUCCCUCGGUUUUCCCUUUGAUUCACUCCAGCCCGUGUACAGAGGUCUGUUUAGAAGUUUGGUUGCUGCUCCUGUGAUUGGUUUGUACCACGUCUUGAGAUUCAUAGUCGUAAGCUAUCAGUAUGGCGUGGGUAUGAAUUUGAGGAUUGCCUCAGCAGCCUGAAACGGUGGGAGGCCACAUUUUAUCAAGCGUCUAAACCCGUCCUCUAAGCGGGUCUUGGUGAGCCCAGCUGCUGGACAGCAGCACUGAGUUCCGGAUCUGCCGAGCCCGUUACUUUAUUUUCAGCUCCACCACAUAGGCUCCCACUUGCCAUGCUUGGUCAGGGGCCAUCUUGGCCAGAGAGAACUGUCAGGGAGGAAUUCAGGUCCUCUGAUUUGAGCGUCUUAGUCUAAAAUUCAGAAUUUCCCCAAAGGACACCAUGGCAAGGUUCAGAGUAUGUGGAACUAUAAGCUAGUUUCAAAAAACAAAAAACAAAAAACAAAAACAAAAUCCCCUAAUGCCCCAUCUUCCCAGGGUAGGGAAGAUUCCUGACUCUCUGAUUUUCCCCAAGGCCUUAGCAGUUUAUCCCCUUCAUAAAUGAAUUCCAUGGGUACAAGGAAUAGAAAAGAUGCAAUCAUUUUUUUAAGUCACGGUCAUCCAGAUGUAAGCUUAUUUCAGGAACUGUCCUGUUAACCCUCACCAGCCUACAUGAAAAUAUCUACAUAAGUCCUUAACAGUUUGCAUUUCAGGUCUUCCCGAGAGCAUCCAGGUAUCAAGAGGAGAAUGAGUUAUGAUCUGAUGAAGUCUGAAUCAAAAUGUGCAUCAUGGGAAAUUGCUAAGUUGAGUUUCUUCUGAUUGUGAGAAUCAAAUAAGAUUAAAAGAAAAAAGUAACAAAUGACUAUCAAGCCCCACUGUACUAUAAAGUGGCUUAUGAUUUUAUUCUCUUUUUGUCUGAAACAAUAACAGAAGUGUGCUGUCUUUCAAGUGGACAGUAUUGUGAUACAUGUAGCAAUUCCAGAGGCAGAGGUGCCCUCCUGUGUCCCUCCGGACAAUCAGAAGUAUCUCUUCCUCCUCCUCCUCCUCCUUCUCAUUGCUAGCAGUUGGCAAGGUCAUACAGAGUAGGGAUUAACCAGGAAAGCAAGCUCUUCCCACUGAGCUGUAUUUAUGUCUUUGAUUUGGGCGUUUCCACCUCAUUACACUAAUAUCUUUCAAACAGCGCUUGUUGGGCUGUAAAUCCAUGCUGCCCACCAGAAUUUUGAGUCCAAGGCAAUGGCAUUCCACUGCUCUUUUCUUUCUUUCUUUCUUUCUUUCUUUCUUUCUUUCUUUCUUUCUUUCUUUCUUUCGUUCUUUCUUUCUUUCUUUCUUUCUUUCUUUCUUUCUUUCAUUCUGUCUCUCUCUUUCUCUCUCCAUUUCUUCCUUCCUUCCUUCCUUCCUUCCUUCCUUCCUUCCUUCCUUCCUUUCUUUCUCUCUCUUUCUUACCUUCUACUUUUCAUGCGUUCCAAGUCAAUGGCACAUGAGUAGAGAGCAAGGCAAGGAAAAUGAUAGUAAGCAACAGAAAACUCGCCUGUGUCUAAGGUCCGGCACAUCCCAUAGUUAAUGCCAGCCUCCAAGGACUGAGAUGCUUCCCAGUGAUGAAGCAAGUGCGUGCUAAACCAGAUUCUCUCAAAUGAAGUUUGAGAUGACUCUCAGUGAAGAUAAGUCUCACUGUCCCCUGUCUCCGAUCACACAAUGGCACUUCUCCAGGGGAAUCUGUGUUGUAAAAUAGCUGUGUCACAGGGGAAAUUUUGAUAUUUCGUCUAAUGCCAUUAGGGUGAUUCAACAAAAAGAGAAAUUAUACAAAAUUACAUUGCAUGACCAGACAGGAAAAGAUCUGGUGGGGGUUUUCUUGCCAGUGAUCAGAUAAAUGCUGAUUACAUAAGCAAGCUCUUGACCUGAUACCCUCUCUACAGGAUGCUAAAUGAGCGGUAAAGGGCCCAAGAGAUCCAGCCUGUGCAUCUGACUCCAAGGAGAUCCUGUGGCAAAUUCCCUGAGCCUUUCACAGUUUCUGUUUACCAAAGAGUUUUGAAGGGAAACUCUUCAUGGCAAGGGAAAGAUUAACGAGAUAGUUCUCCUCUUGACAUAAACUGGAGAAGUCCUUACUAUAGACUUUGCUGCUUCCACAAUGAGGAGACCCUGACCUGAGGACCCAGGAAGCCACACAUGGCUGUGCAGCCCAGGAAUGCACACUGGAUAUGCAUUUACAGGCAGGUAUUUUUCUGAGCGCUGACUCUGCCCAACAGAAAUAUAGUGCAAGUCACAUACAUUUUUUAACUCCCAUUAGCCACAUUUUAAAAAGCAAAAAAGGAACAGGUGAAAAUAAUUUAAUAGUUUAACCUAAUAUUAUUGUCUUGAUAUGCAAAUGAUGUAGAAAGUGUUAGGGAAACAUUUUCUCUACUUUUUUUUUUUACCUAUUCUAAAUCUGCUAUGUCAUUUACAUCCUCAGCACAUCUUCAUUUUUAGUAGCCACAGUUAAAGCUUCCCAUAGCCACAUGUGCCUAGUGGCCACCAGUCAGACGGCACAGUCCAAGAAAUGUUCCAGAAUCCUUACAAGUGCUCCUGACUCUGACAGAAGAAAGAGGAUAAGAUUACCUCAGUUUUCCCCCCCCCAAAAGAAAACCAGACUUUAGCCAAGUUACCUAAGGAGACAGCCAGGGAUGUUCUUAGUUCAUAAUUAAUGGCGGCUCAAAUGGCCUUUGUUACCUUCCUAAGCAUGGUGUCGACUGUCCUCAGCAACUGUGACUUCUCUGACCAGUUGUUUGUUAAAAAGCAACAAGACGGCCAACCACGUUGAUCUGGUGCUCAAAUAAAAUUCCGCCCUCACUUUUAUGACAAACCCUGAGAUUCAUGUGUGAGACUUACACAUCUCACUUCUAUGAUUAAUCCUGAGAUUCAUGUGUGACAUUUAGCCAAAGAGAAUUUACCUCAACCCCUAGUUCUUCCUCCCUGGGGCUGCCCAGUUCUAGAGCAGCAGAACUCAGAGAUGGGAAAGGCGUAGGGAAGCACAGGCUGAGACACACACACACACACAUACACGAUCCGUGUGGGCCUGUCGAGAGAGGCUCUCUGAGGCUUGUGGUCAUCUGUCUCUAUGUGGUGAACAGUGCAGCUUCCGUUCAGCUCUGUCCAAGGCUGAGAGAGGACUGGAGCCCUUGAGCUCCCUCAAGGCACUUUCAGAAUGCCUCCAGCAUUGAAGCGGGUGGAUCUCAGUGUGUUUGAGGCCAGCCUGGUCUAUGAAGCAAGUUCCAGGACAGCCACAUAGAGAAACACUGAGUGGAGGCAGGGGUGGGGUGGGGAGCAGUCACAGAGGCACCUAGCUAGCUCAACAUUGUCAGUGACAUCCUGGCUAUGGAAGCAAGUCUCUCUCCAGAGAUUAGUUGCGGCUAUUGUUGUUGUUGUUGCUUUGAUAUUUUCAUCUGUGGGUAUUCAAGGGUCUAGCCUGUUAAGAAUGGCUGUGCCCAGUAGCCAUUUCCUUUACAGCCCAGACGUCCCUGGGACUACCACACUUCCAGAACCCAAAAAGGAUAUCAGUCUGCCUGAGGUUCUUGGUGUAAGCUUAGCUGGUGCUGGAAUGAACUGCAGAGCAUAAGAACUUAGUGGCAUGUACUUGUCCACUGAAUGCAUAUCCUUGGCUGAACACCAUGAAAAUUACCAAAUAACUUCCAAAAUUUUUAGGAAAGGACAUCGCACUCUCUACAAAGAGAAGGUCCAGUCUUCUGCAGUACAGAGGCCAGGGAGGUGAUGUCCUGUAGCAUUUUUGCUCUAUCUGCAUGUACACCUGCAAGUCAGAAGAGGGCAUCAGAUCUCAUUACAGACGGUUGUAAGCCACCACGUGGUUGCUGAGAAUUGAACUCAUGACCUCUGGAAGAGCAGUCGGUGCUCUAACCACUGAGCCAUCUCUCCAGCCCCCAGAGCAUUCUUAUCAAUGGGUCCCAGAGAGAGCAGGUGUUUAAGGGAUUCAAUAGUCACGAGUUAAAAUGUUCUUGAUGUAAAGAAGAUUGGAAUAGCCCAAAAAAUAAGUUUACACUGGUCUUAGUUUCUUACCUAGCAAUGUAGUUCAUCUCUCUCCCACUUAGCGCCCAAUACCAGGCCUUUCACAGGAAGAACAGUAGUGGUUAAAGUCUCGCAGAUAGGGAACUAUCUUACUCCACUGUGAGCUUUUUGGUGGCAUGAUGUUAUCAUCCCAUGGCUAAUGAAGUGAAUGUGGAUCCCAGAUGUGGGCUUUAAUUGGUUUAAUCAGUUCAUUGUUCUGUGAGAGCCUGUCUUGCUCACUCACUCUCUCCUUGUCCCAUGUCCUUCAUAAUCAAGUGGCCUUUUCAUGAACCUCCGUGCCCAGAUCCUCUAGCCUGGUGGCACUGCAGAUGCCUACCCUCACUGCAGAGCCGUUUGCUCCUUAGCCACUUGAUAUAUGUUCGCUGAUGGAGGAUAAUGAUGAUAUGGGAGUGCACUUCUUGUAAAACUUCUAAAAAGAGGCAGACGGGAAAAUCUCCAGAGACAGGAGAGACAGCUGAGGGACCCAGAGCCAUUGCUGGGUAGAAAUUCUGUGGUUUGCCAUCCUUUGGCUAGCAGUAACCUUGGGGAAGCCAAGAAAAUGUGUGUGCUAACUAAACCAAAGACUGAUCAACACCCAAAUGGACACAUGUUCUUCUGUGAGCUCGCUGAAUUGUCUCCUGAUGUUCUCACAAACAAAAGUCAAGAUGGAUCUCUUGGGCUUUGUGAUUUUUUUUUUAGGCUGCUGGUUGGCCUUGCUAAAUCCACAAAUCUAAAAUAAUGUACCGUGGCCUUAGUGACACACCAUCUUUAAACUUCCAUGUCUAACCUCCUUUUCUUCAAAACUUCCAGACAAAUCUAGCACUCAUAUUAAACUCAGAAUAGUUUUCUUUGAGAAUGUGAAGAUUUUUAAAUAGCCAAAGAAUUUUCAUGUAAGAGCUAGCCCACUGUAGUGUAUCCCGCUCUUUGAAGUAAAUACCAAAUCAUCGCCUAUUAGGGACAGAGUGGUUGAAGGCCAGAGCAUGGGUUUAGCAGUCAAAACUUGUGAGUACUUACGUCUGUAGGAUGUUAUUGCAAGGGGCAGAGCGCCCUCUGCUGGAAUGAUCCUUUUAGCAAAUUAAUUUGCAAUGGGUCUCCACUAAACAAAGGGUCUUACUUUUUCAUCAGUACCAUUCCUUCCAUAGUGAAGAAUUUGGCCAGCACUUAUCAAACGAGGAGAGAAUGUCAUGAACUCUAAAGAGCUGUAGGAGACCUCAAAGCAGGCCUGCUUUAAAGUGUUGCUGUGUUCUGUUGCUGUCUAAGAAGAUGCCUCCAGCUGGAAUGUACAUUAUCAGCACUGGUCUGUGAGGCUUUGUCUCAGCUGCAUUUCCUCCCAUGAAAUCAAGAAGGGAGAUCAAUAAAAGGACUCCUUCUUCCAUGCGAAUGUAAAUGGUGUGAAAUAAAGCGUUUUGUAUGUGUACAGAAUCAACUUAGUUCCUGCUUUCAGCUUACUGAUAGGAAAUGAUUGUACCAUUUUAUAAUUAGGAAGAGAUUCCAAGGCAGGAGAGGGUGGGAACGGAGUGUUAUUUUUGUAGAGGGAUGUCCGCUAUGCUUAGAAAACUUGAGAUAAAUUUUGUAUUUGUGAAGUUACAUUCCAUCCAUUCUUUAAAACUCUCCUGGGGUGGAAGGAAGAAUUUUCUCAUUUGCAGAAUAUCCGGAAUACAUGUGUCACCUGUGGCAUGCAUUUUCUGUAACUUGCAGACAAAACCGCAAGUAUCUGUUUAAAAACAGGAGGUAGGACAGCAUUUUUUUUUAACUCUCUUUGUGUGACACAUUAUCUGUGAUUUUUUAAAAAACAUCUACAAAGAAUGGAUCUGCAAGUCUGGAAUAAUCAGACAUGAUGUCAUAAGUCAGCCUCCAGCAUCACCAACCCCAGGAGCAAAGGGAAAAACCAGUGGCUUUAAUUUUCCUCCCCAGUGGGAAUUAUGUGCUUCUGUUGUAAAAAAGGUGAUGCCACAGUCAGUAUUUCCUUGAGCUUGCCCAUGAUGUCACUUUGGCUGGUCCGUGGGUGGAGUGAAGGAUUGGCCCAUCUCCCUUGUAGCCUGAGACAGGACAGGACAGUGAGGACAACCCUGACCUCACUGCCCUCUGAUCCACCAAUCACAAGAACUGUCUCUGGUUGGUUUUUGCAUGGGGGAAUUUUGGACUUGAAGUUUGGUUAACUCUUUGUGUGCUGAAAUAUGGUGGUUGUGCAUUCUACAGACACAGUGUGAAGACAUCACUUCCCCUGCAGAGUCCCCUGAAUAUUUACAAGCCUUGUUAGGGCAGCGUAGUUACUUUCCGUGUGUAAUUUGUUGGUUUGCUUUUGUAUGGGUCUCUUUCCUUCCUCCCAACCCAAGACACCUACCCUACUCUUUAUAAGCACUUUAUAUCACUUUAAAUACAAAGAAAAUUGGAAGGAAAAAGCCCUAUGACUUUAAAGGAAACAACCUUAUGUUAGGAAAUAGAUUUUAUUUUGCUUUGUUGUCUUCUCGGUAUGCUCGGAGAACAUCCACAGUUUAUCUGGUCCUGGGUUAGUGAUGAAAUGGUUAAGGAUGAGAACUGGAGACACUCAUCAGACAUGACUAUUUUCAUUAUAUUAAAGACUAUAAUGUAAAUAAAUGCAACUGUGUUCUGACCUACAGUCAAAAGAUAUAUCAAACCAUAAAGAUUUCAACACAAGGAUUGUGACUUCCAGGAAAUUUGUUUUGUUUUGUUUUUUAAUAAAAUGGAAACAGAU
Molecule: messenger RNA, 9088 nt
Organism: Apodemus sylvaticus (European woodmouse)
Lineage: Eukaryota; Metazoa; Chordata; Mammalia; Rodentia; Muridae
Gene: Rnf150
Product: ring finger protein 150
Exons: 7
Coding region: 634-1944 (436 amino acids)
Source: RefSeq, a predicted model, not a curated record